Molecule: messenger RNA, 1606 nt
Organism: Cuscuta epithymum
Lineage: Eukaryota; Viridiplantae; Streptophyta; Magnoliopsida; Solanales; Convolvulaceae
Source: the annotation of a GenBank genome assembly
AUUAUGAAGUCUUUACAAAUCUCAAAUUUGAAUAAGUUAUUACAUAUUUAUUUUUUAAGUUAGUGCCAUUUUACCAGAAAUAUUACAAAUCUUCUUGGUGUGCCACCAUUUUCUAGCUAAUUUACGGCGGAAAAAGGUCGCCAAAUCUCCAAGCCCUAGAUGCAGCAUACACAUUCCGAUGGUUUCGUAUUUUCCGCAUUUAAAUCGGAUCUUAAGAAAAAAAUUAAUUUCGAGCAGUAAUCAAAUUAAGAAAAUUAGUAAAUGCGAUGAUGGGUGUCAGAUAAAAGGGGGAAAAAAAUAUCUAUCCAGAGUAGAUCGGCCGCCUCCCUGAAAAGCACCCGCAGCCAAAUAUUCACACGGCUCGUAUUCUGAAACGGCCGCGUGCCACGUAACCCCCGCAGGAAAAUAUUUAUCUCCCAAAUAUUCAGACAGACAUUUUUUUAAUACUUUCCCUUUUACAAUUGGGCGGCGCCACCUACGGAGGAAGUAAUUAAUCCUGUCCCGUUGACCGCCUCCUUACGCGGGCCCCACCCACUACCGAUUUCUUCCCUCUCAUCCUAUUCCAGCCUUAUUUAAACCACGCCAUUUUUUCCUCUUCUCACCGUAACUCCCCCCAUUGUCUUAACUCCUUUCAUUUUCUCCACCUCUAGGUUUAGGCGCCCGCCGCUAUGGCCAUGAAAGGGAAAGAUGACGGCGGUUCUAAGGGCGGUGCCGGCAAAGGGUACGCCGCCAUUAAGGAAAUGCACUUCAGAGGGGUCCGGAAGCGGCCCUGGGGCCGGUAUGCGGCGGAGAUCCGCGAUCCCGGCAAGAAGAGCCGUGUCUGGCUGGGCACGUUUGACACGGCGGAGGAGGCGGCGAGGGCGUACGACGCCGCCGCCCUUAAGUUCCGUGGGCCCAAGGCGAAGACCAACUUCCCAUUUUCCUCGGCGACCCACAGCCCCAGCCAGAGCAGCAUCGUCGAUGAGUCCUCCGGCAGCGACAGUGGCGGCCACGCGCCGCGCGCCCCGCUUGAGCUGGAUCUGACGCGCUCCCUUGGCUCGGGAAACAGCGACGGUUCCGGCGCGGUGGAUAGAUCCGUGGGUAAUGGGUACCAGAUCUUCCGCCCUCAGCCGGCGGUGGCGGUUCUGCCGAACGGGCAGCAGGUUUUUCUGUUCGAGACGCUGUGGAGACCCGGAACGGUGAACCACCCCCAGGUGGGCCCGAUUGGCCCUUUUAAUCCAUCUAGAGACAGAGAACCCAGGUACCCAACCACCUAUUCUGUGGCGGAGGAGAACCAUUUUGGCGGCGGCGGCGGAGCGGCGGAGAAAAGCUUGAAUCUCGAUCUCAGCCUUGGUCCGCCCCCGGAGUUGUGAUAUGGGAUUGCGCGAUUGACAUCAGUAGUGGCUAAUUUUGUACAUAAAGGCGCAUGAGUGUUGCGUUUUUCCGGCGGAUUAAGGAAUAGAUCGGUUUUUCUUUGCUGUUCUUAUCCUAUCAAACUGUAAAACUCGUUUGGUUCUCUUUCCCCAUCAAUGAAUGCAAGGGUCUUUAAUAUAUUUAUUUUAUUCUUAUGUAACUGCAAUAUAGUGUUAAAUUUCCAACAAAUAGUUCAUCUUUUGUGAUGUUCCCG